GAUGCGGAUCGUGGACGACGACGUCAGCUGGAAUAGCAUUGCUGCUGUCCAGGAGAAGGAGGAGGAGGAGGACGAAGGGGACAUGCCAGUGGUGGCAGAAUUUAUUGAUGAGCGUCCAGAUGAAGUGAAGCUCAUGGAGGAAUUCCGAACAAAUACGAAAUGGAAACUUUUAGGAGACCAGAAUGAAGACUCCCGAAGUUCAGAUGUUUUGGCACCUGCCAAAUCUACCGUGAGGCAACAGCGCCAUGACUCCCCAGACAGCUCGCCGCCAAGGAGACUGCGGCACGACUCCCCCAACAAAUUGCCUCCAGGGCAACAGCGCCAUGGCUCCCCGGACCUGUCCCCUCCCAGGCGACAGCUCCACGAUUCCACAGGCCUGUUGGCUCCCAGGAGACAGCGCCACGACUCCCCAGACCUGUCCCCGCCAAGAAGGAAGCGCCACGACUCCCCAGACCUGUCCCCUCCCAGGCGACAGCGCCACGACUCCCCAGACCUGCGACAGCGCCACGACUCCCCAGACCUGUCCCCUCCCAGGCGACAGCGCCACGACUCCCCAGACCUCUCCCCGCCAAGAAGGAAGCGCCACGACUCCCCAGACCUGUCACCUCCCAGGCGACAGCGCCACGACUCCCCGGACCUCUCUCCGCCAAGAAGGAAGUGCCACGACUCCCCGGACCUGUCCCCUCAGAAGCGUCAGGCUACGCCAGAUCUAUCCCCUCCACGGAAGAAGAGGUAUGGUUCUGACCCAGAUUCGUCACCGCUGCGCAGAAAGAGGACUGGGUCACCUGGUGUGAGAAAGCAGAGCAGAACAAAAGGUGAGCGUGUGCCCUCGCCUCAGAGGUGCCUGAGGCACGACUCUGAGUCUCCGUCUCCACGGAGGGGUACCCGGAAUGCCUCUGAUGCAGACCACUCUGAUUUAUCGCCUCCACGACGGACUCUGCCAGCUGGGAAGGAUCGGCAUAGUUCAAGGAGUCCCCCUAACCUCUCCCCUCAUCGCCACCGUGACGCUAGGGCAUCUCCCAAGAAGGCAAACGUGAUGUUAUCUGGGGUCAAAGCUGGCCUGGUGUCAGCUGACGUGCUGCGGAGGGAACAGCAGGAGCUCAGGAGGCAUGAGAGAAAUAACAAGCACUUGGAAGAGGAAUCCCGGCACUCUGAGACCGUCUUCCGAGACAAGUCAGGCCGCAAGAGGGACCUUGUGCAGGAGCGGCUGGAGCAGAGGCAGAAAGCCGAGGCAAAGUCCGAGAGAGACGAGCAAUACGCCAAGUGGGGGAAAGGGCUGGCGCAGGGGAGGCAACAGCAGCAGAAUGUGGAAGAUGCCAUAAAAGAGAUGCAGAAGCCGUUGGCCCGUUACAUUGAUGACCAGGAUCUGGACCGAAUGCUGAGAGAACAGGAGAGAGAAGGAGACCCCAUGGCUGACUUCAUCAAAAAAAGGAAGGCCAAAGAGAACAAAGAAAAGAAAGAAAAACCUAGGUACAACGGACCAGCACCUCCGCUCAACAGAUUUAAUAUAUGGCCCGGGCAUCGCUGGGACGGUGUGGACAGGUCCAACGGCUUCGAGCAGCAGCGCUUUGCCAGGAUAGCCAACAAGAAGGCAGUUCAGGAGCUUGCGUACAAGUGGAGCGUUGAGGACAUGUAG
This is a messenger RNA of Phaethon lepturus (White-tailed tropicbird), 1636 nucleotides long. Its product is annotated as BUD13 homolog. Gene Ontology annotation, molecular function: RNA binding. The transcript has 13 exons. The annotation marks the transcript as partial. Gene Ontology annotation, cellular component: U2-type spliceosomal complex; RES complex. The record is from RefSeq and is a predicted model, not a curated record. Gene Ontology annotation, biological process: mRNA splicing, via spliceosome. Lineage: Eukaryota; Metazoa; Chordata; Aves; Phaethontiformes; Phaethontidae.